Molecule: messenger RNA, 4055 nt
Organism: Tachyglossus aculeatus (Australian echidna)
Lineage: Eukaryota; Metazoa; Chordata; Mammalia; Monotremata; Tachyglossidae
Product: bifunctional heparan sulfate N-deacetylase/N-sulfotransferase 3
Exons: 14
Coding region: 209-2830 (873 amino acids)
Cellular component (GO): Golgi apparatus
Molecular function (GO): deacetylase activity; heparan sulfate N-sulfotransferase activity
Source: RefSeq, a predicted model, not a curated record
CCCCCCCCCCACCGAGCUGUCCCCCCAGGGGGGCCGGCUGGACCCCGGCCAUGGACAACCGCCGCUUCAGACUCCACUUCCUGUGAAGUUUGAAGACAGACGGACGUGCGGCAAUGGUGACAUAAGCUGCUAAUUCGGCCGGAACGAGUUGCCGAGGAACUCUCCUUAUGCUGCUGCUGCGUAGAGCGGUCUGGUGUGAAUUUAAAGCAUGAGUUUUAUCAUGAAACUUCGUAGACACUUUCAAAGGAUAGUUAUCCUGCUCGCCACUUUUUGUAUGGUGAGCAUUGUAAUUUCAGCUUACUACUUGUACCAUGACUACAAACAGGAAAAUGAACUGUCUGAGACAUCUUCGGAGAUGGACUGUGGAGAGCUUCAGCUGCUGCUGUACAAAUCGACGGAGCUGAAGACAGUGAAGCCUUUUGAUCCAUUGAGGACGGACCCCGUGAUACUGGUGUUUGUGGAGAGUCAGUAUUCGUCCCUUGGUCAAGACAUCAUCAUGAUACUGGAAUCCAGCACUUUCCAGUAUCACAUAGAGAUUGUGUCCGGAAAAGGGGAUCUUCCAGCACUAAUAGACAAGAAUAAGGGCAGAUAUGUCCUCAUCAUAUAUGAGAAUAUUUUAAAGUAUGUGAACAUGGACUCCUGGAAUCGCAGCCUUCUCGAUAAAUACUGCGUUGAGUAUAGUGUGGGGAUCAUCGGAUUUCACAAGGCCGGUGAGAACAGCAUGCAGAGUUCCCAGCCAAAGGGCUUCCCGUUUCCCAUCCACGGCAACCUUGCAGUUAAAGACGGUUGUAUUAACCCCUAUUCCCCACUGCUCCGUGUGACUAAGUCUUCUAAACUCGACAAAGGACCUCUUCCCGGAAGCGACUGGACGGUUUUCCAGAUUAACCACUCUGCCUAUCAACCUGUGGUAUUUGCCAAAGUAAAGACGCCAGAAAAUCUGUCCCCUCCCAUCUCUAAAGGGGCUGUCCACGCCACCGUAGUCCAUGAUCUUGGACUUCACGAUAGGAUCCAGAGAGUCCUCUUUGGCAACAACUUGAACUUCUGGCUCCACAAGCUCAUCUUCAUUGAUGCCGUCUCCUUCCUGUCGGGGAAGAAGCUCACUCUGUCCCUGGACAGGUACAUCCUUGUGGACAUUGAUGACAUCUUUGUUGGGAAGGAAGGAACGAGGAUGAAUGCCAGGGAUGUUAAGGCCCUGCUUGAUACACAGAAUCUUCUGAGGGCACAGAUCACAAAUUUUACCUUCAACCUAGGAUUUUCAGGGAAAUUUUACCAUACAGGAACUGAGGAGGAAGAUGAAGGUGACGACCUCUUGCUGGGGUCUGUGGAUGAAUUCUGGUGGUUUCCUCAUAUGUGGAGUCACAUGCAGCCCCAUCUCUUCCAAAACGAGUCAUCCCUUGUGGAGCAGAUGAUUCUCAACAAAAAAUUUGCCCUGGAGCAUGGUAUCCCUACUGACAUGGGCUAUGCGGUGGCACCUCAUCACUCUGGAGUCUACCCGGUACACGUCCAGCUUUACGACGCCUGGAAGAAAGUCUGGAACAUUAGAAUUACCAGCACCGAGGAAUAUCCACAUCUGAAACCAGCACGACACAGGCGAGGCUUCAUCCACAAAAACAUCAUGGUCCUUCCACGACAAACCUGUGGACUCUUUACUCACACGAUUUUCUACAAAGAAUACCCAGGUGGCCCCAAAGAACUAGACAAGAGCAUCCAAGGAGGUGAACUUUUCUUUACCGUUAUCCUCAACCCAAUCAGCAUCUUCAUGACCCACCUGUCCAACUACGGGAAUGACCGGCUGGGCCUCUACACCUUCGUGAACCUGGCCAAUUUCGUGCAGAGCCGCACUAACCUGAGGCUGCAGACCCUUCCCCCCGUGCCCCUGGCUCACAAAUACUUUGAGCUCUUCCCAGAGCAGAAAGACCCUCUCUGGCAGAACCCUUGUGAUGACAAGCGCCACAGAGAUAUCUGGUCUAAAGAGAAAACCUGUGAUCGUUUACCAAAAUUCCUGGUAAUAGGACCCCAGAAAACUGGUACCACAGCUUUGUAUCUGUUCCUGGUUAUGCAUCCUUCCAUCAUUAGUAACUCCCCCAGCCCAAAAACCUUUGAGGAGGUACAGUUCUUUAAUAGAAAUAACUACCACAGGGGGAUUGAUUGGUACAUGGAGUUCUUCCCCACGCCCUCCAACGCCACCACAGACUUUCUGUUUGAGAAGAGCGCCAAUUACUUCCACUCGGAGGAAGCUCCGAAACGAGCGGCCUCUCUGAUCCCCAAGGCCAAGAUCAUCAGCAUUCUCAUCGACCCCUCCGACCGCGCUUACUCCUGGUAUCAGCACCAGCGAUCCCACGAAGACCCCGCCGCUUUGAAGUUCAGCUUCUACCAAGUGAUCACAGCAGGUUCCCGGGCACCGUCGGAGCUUCGGGCCUUGCAGAAGAGAUGCCUGGUCCCCGGCUGGUACGCUGCUCACAUAGAAAGAUGGCUAAACUACUUCCCCCCAUUUCAGUUGCUGAUUAUCGACGGGCAGCAGCUGAGAACUGACCCGGCUACUGUGAUGGAUGAAGUACAGAAAUUUCUUGGAGUCUCACCUCACUAUAAUUACUCUGAAGCUUUAACAUUUGAUUCCCAUAAAGGUUUCUGGUGUCAGUUACUGGAAGAAGGGAAAACGAAAUGCCUUGGAAAGAGCAAAGGAAGAAAGUAUCCGCCAAUGGAUUCUGAGUGCCGAGCGUUUCUGUCAAACUACUACAGGGACCACAACGUGGAAUUGUCCAAGUUGUUACACAGAUUGGGACAGCCUCUACCAUCGUGGCUGAGACAGGAGCUGCAGAAAGUGAGCUAGCGCUGCCAAGGAUCUUCUUGAGAAUAUUUCUUCCAUGCCUCAGUCGCCUGUCCCGGAAACCUCCAGUAGCUCUACGAAAAGGCUGUUGUAAAAUGUACCUCUGCAAAGAGAAGAACGCUGUUCUUCUUUCCAUAUGCUGGCAUGUGGAUGGUUUAAAAUAAAAAAAAAAAAAAGUAUGACUCUGUUACAACCUUUGAGGCCUGUGGCCUUUCUCUUAGCCCAGUUCUGGGCCCGUGGAAUUGUAGGCUCCUGUUCGCUCACGUGGAAGUCACUAGCAACUGAUGUAAGUCUCAAAAGCCAAACUGCAGAACUGUCUAAUUUCAGAGUAAGUAUUUACACUUUUCUAUAUUAACUAAGAGUAUUGUGUCUCAUGUAGAUUUUAUAGCCUAUUGUUUGCCUGCUCACUGUUGUUCUUCCUCUUCGACUCAUCUUACCAAACAAGCAGAAAAAGAAAUCCCCCAAUGUGAGCGUUAGAUGCCCAGAGCUCCGUCAUCUCUGAAUACGCUUAAGAGACUAGGAUUCCAACUGGGCAACGUGGGAAAAAUUAGGGAAUGUGAUAUCUGGGAAAUCUCAGAGUGGACAUAUCUGCUAUUUAUGUGGGCCAAAGAGAGAUGUGUUAGUGCUGUGGCAAAGGUAAUUGAUUUAUCCUCUACUUAGGCAGGCCUGUGCUUAAUGUACAGCCGUUGAAACGUGUCGAAAAAAGAAAAAAACGAUGCUGAAGUUAAUGGACAAAAACCAAAUAAUGGACAAAAACCAAAUGCACCGGGCAUAAGUGGAGCAGUAAUUAACAGUAAUGGCCUUCUAAGAGUGUUUAAUUCACCAGUCUGCAGCCUGUCCUGUGGUAACUUAAAUGGUUUAUGCAUCUGUAGGCCUAGAGUUGCUGUGAGAUGAAAAUUCACAGAUGGUCUACGUGUCUUGGCCCAUUUAAGGAAAGUGUAGUCUAGAAUAUCCCUGUUUAUAAAUUAACCCAAGAUUUUACCGGGCAUACGUGUCCUGUUCAAGAGUCCACGUAGUACUCGCUCAGGUCAAAGCUGGAUGCUCUCCUGGAGCUGUUUUUAAGCUAUAUUUUGUUGGAAAAUUAUAGAAUAAGUUUAAAGGUUGUUCUGACUGUACAAAUCAAGGUCAAUCAUGAAUGUUUUUCUAAAGAGAAAAUGUAGAUUGAAAUAUAUUCACACUAUGAAAUGUACAGUAUAUUGAUACUUUAAUUCAUAAAAGGAAAAAAAAA